AUGAUGUUUGUUUCAAAGAAAAUAUUGAUUUAAUUACAUCACAACUUGUAAAAGCCUUCGCUUUUUCAGAUCGUACGGAUAUUCUGCACUCUACGCUGAGCACUCGAGGUUGAAGAAAAAGAUGAGCACACCUUUAGUGGAGGAUCGGGGAUGUCGUGUUUCGAUAACAGAGCAACAAUUGGUAUGUUUAUCUUUCAUUCUCUUUUACUUUGGGUUUAGUUAUGUAAGAAUCAAUGUGGAUUCUAUGGAGCUCCUCAGUGGAAUAAUCUCUGCUCCCAAUGUUAUCGGGCUCAUCAGUUCGAGCAGAAGAGGGCUCAGCAUUUUAAUCGAAACAGGUAAGAGGUUCUUCUAUGGAGACGAUUAGGCUUGUCUACUGCAAUAAUGUGGAUGUUUUUAUUUUAGUCUUUGCAUCGUUAGACAAUCUGUGCACGUUUCUUAUCGAUAAGUUUGCUCUUUUCAGGUCUCUUCUAAGUCAAAAUGACCGGCGUUUGUCCGUCGAUCCAAAGACUUCUCUUCGCGCGAUUAUCAAGAAGUCUCCUUCGAUGUUUUCCACUUCAAGCAGUAAGUCCACUUUCAAUUUUAAGCCUAAUAUCUUCUGUUUCCACAUUCCUUGAGGUCUUUGGUUGUUUUAUCGUGUGUUGCGAUGAAACUGUAAAUAUUAUGCUUGUUUUUCUCCAUGUUUUUCUAGAGUUUUGUCGGUUUCUGAGGAGUAGAAAGAGAUUGAGGUUUGAUCCCCAGAAAUCAAAAAAUUUCGUGGUGUUUCACUGAUUAAGAAACACCAGCUAAACAAUCGAAUCAGAUUGUAUAAUUUUGUAAUCCUGAAUAUAUAUAAGCCUAUUUCUUGCGAGAAGUGUAACUCGCUCCUUUUCUAGCCAUUUAUUCAUUCCAAAAAUAUAUUAUGCCAGUUGUAUAAGGUAGAUUAAGGCCAUUAUUCCGCUUUUUACUCAGUCCUUCCCGUCUGUGCUGACCUUUUUUUAUCAAAAAUGGAGCCACCCCAAUAACUUUUCAGACAUUUUUGCAGCCCCAGCAGUUUUCUAUUAUUUCAUCGGCACAGAAUUCUGUUCUUUAGAGAUUAAUAUGGGUUUAUUUGGUAAAAGGAAGCGAUUUUUAUAUAAUAUGAUCAACGAGUGCAAUAUUUUUAGUCCAGAGCACAUCAAAAUCGUGGCUUCUGUGGGGAGAGUGCAUCUUUAGUUGAUUUUGGAGAAGGAUUCAUGCUGGGUUUAGGUCUAUUUUGCAUAAUUUUUACUUGAUUCGAUUGCGAAAUUGGUUAUUGAACUUGUGAGUCACGUUUUGGUUUCUGGUAAGCUGUUCCAAUCGAGAAGGGGUUAUUUUUGAGCGGGAAGCCAGUUGAUGAAAGUCCAGAGAACUCGGUUGUUUGGUUUAGAAACGUAUUUGUUGCAAAAGGCGUAUGAUUUUUUGUGUUAAUUUUUGCGUGGCCUCCAUUGAAAUUUUUCUUUGACCUUUUACUUUUUAUUACUCUAGUUUCUGAUGAUGAUUCCAGACAGCAGCUCAAUUGUUUUGCCCUUUAUUAACGCUUUUUGAGUUCACAUGUCUUUUUAGUGAUAUAAAUACAAAAGAAACUCCUCGGGACCUUAUUGUUCUAACUAUCUCGGGUCACGAGAGCACCCGCAAGACCGUUCUCAACCUAAAAGAAGCUGUUCGGAUGGAAAAUUAAUCAGAUUCCGGACUGAUAAGGGUAGGAUGACUGGGUUGGCGGGUUCGAAGCCGGGGAUGUUAUGUUAUCAAGUGUAGAAGGGGGUUUAUUUUGAGUUUUGUCAUUGAUAUAUUGCAAUAUUGGCGGGUUCUUGCGAGAUUGUCACCAGUUUGAGAGAGAAAUAACUAUAUUAGAAUGAAAAUGAAGUGGUUUCGAUGGAAAUUAGAUGAAGGGCUACCGAUUAAACCGGCAAAACUUGAGGGUCUGGAUCUGCUGAUCAUUGCUGACAAAUCCGAUGAUAACCCCCAAAUUUCAGACAACGGAUCUCCCACUCAUGAGCGCCAAUCCAGAAGGUAAGCCUUUAUUUUGUUCAUUUUUGUCAUCACCGGUUGUGGAAAUAGUUUUAUGGAGGUUUUUUUGUCCAUUUUGAGACCAGAAAUUGAUGUUUUCUUUCGCUCGGAUAAUCCCCCCAAUUACAGUCUUUCCCCGGAAUCUCUGGCUGUCGAAAAAGCCUUCAGAAGUUACUUGAUGAAGAACUUCCAACCAAUUCCUGCGGCUGAUUUGGAAAGAAAUUGCAAGGAAAUUAUUGAGACCAUAAAAGAAGUAGGUGAUUUAUUUUUGAUAUGGAUUAAACUCGUUUUGGUCCUCAAUCUUAUCUUAUUUCAGCAUGAAAACGAUUCUAUGGAAGACCUGUCCCUACUUGUGGUAAACUUUUACAAACAGUUAGCCGACAAGGCCAACAGAUAUCGCGCAACAAACCCCGAGUUUACUUCAACUGCUCUUUUGGAACAAGUCGAAACUUAUAUCUCAGUCAAAGCCCACAAAUUCUUGUUCUGCACUAAGCAAGUUGUCUUAUUUUCGAUUAAUUUUGUGUUUUAGAACUGACGAAGAAGUUGCUGAUCUCUCUCUCCAAGAACGGAUUCGUUCUCUCCAUUGGGUACCUCAAAUCUUCGAAACUUCUCUGGACUUUGACAGUCCCACUGUAGAAGAGCACUUGGAUGACGCGGUCAAUGAAAUCAUCUACAUGAACUCCCAUAAAGCCAUUGAAGAAAAGCUGGCUUGUCUUGUCAGGUGUUCUAAUAAAAUUUUCGAUGCCCUCAAAGCCAGCACUGACGCCCCUGCUGGUGCCGAUGACUUUCUGCCAUGCCUUAUUUAUGUUGUUCUGAAGUCGAAUCCCCCUCUCAUCCAGUCAAAUCUAAAUUUUAUCAGUCGAUUUGGAUGCCCAUCGAAGGUGGCGAGAGGAGAAUCAGGUAAGAAUUUGAAUGUGAAGUGUUGUAAUCGUUGUUGAAGGCGAAUUUAUUAUGGUGAUCGGUCUUCCAGGAUAUUAUUUUACCCACCUUUCUUGUGCUCUCCAAUUUAUUCAAGACAUGACGGCAGAAAAAUUGAACAUUUCCAAUGAAGACUUUGAAGCAUAUACGACGGGAACAAAGAAGGCCCCAGUCGCCAGAAGAUCUCAUGUUUCUGUAAGUUUUGUAUUUUUGUGAGAAGUUUUGUUUUUUACUAUGGUAACAAUAAUUAUUUCAGGCCACCAAAUCUCUCGAAAACUCUUUAAAAAAAAUAAAUGUUCUCUCAGAAAAUCAAAAACGACUAAGUGAGAGGGCUGAUGAGCUGGUAAAGAAUACUUUUCAGUAAGUUUGGACUUAUUUAUGGCAUCUUCUAUAUGAAUAUUUAUUUUUAGACGAAUUGAUAGUAUAAAAAGCGCCGUUGAUGGCCUGGAUCGAGAGCUCAUGAUGCCGCCGACUGUCUCUCUCAAACAAACAGUAAAUGGGGAAAUCGAAGUUGUUCAACUUGAUGAAAAAGGAAAUGAAAUUCCAUUUGGGGAAGAGCCCUAUCCAGUCAUCGAAAAAGAAAAUGUGGAUGAAAGCUUGGAUGUCACGGAGGAUCGCGUACCAUCAAGGAGUUCCACAAUUGUAGAGAAAGAAGAAGAUCAGAAACAAGAAUCUGCAGAACCAUCGACGUCAAGUUCCAAUAAUAUUGAAGGGAAAUGA
Bursaphelenchus xylophilus (pine wood nematode) is the source of this 3642-nucleotide messenger RNA. The record is from the annotation of a GenBank genome assembly. Lineage: Eukaryota; Metazoa; Nematoda; Chromadorea; Rhabditida; Aphelenchoididae.